Molecule: messenger RNA, 812 nt
Organism: Sesamum indicum (sesame)
Lineage: Eukaryota; Viridiplantae; Streptophyta; Magnoliopsida; Lamiales; Pedaliaceae
Product: putative NAD(P)H dehydrogenase (quinone) FQR1-like 1
Cellular component (GO): membrane
Molecular function (GO): FMN binding; NAD(P)H dehydrogenase (quinone) activity
Source: RefSeq, a predicted model, not a curated record
AUGGCCACCAAAGUGUACAUUGUUUACUACUCGAUGUAUGGGCAUGUCGAGAGACUUGCGCAAGAGAUCAAGAAAGGAGCAGAAUCUGUCGAAGGAGUUGAGGCUAAAUUAUGGCAGGUCCCAGAAACUCUAUCUCAUGAGAUUCUUGGAAAAAUGGGUGCCCCACCAAAGACUGAUGCGCCAGAGAUCACCCCAAGUGAACUUGCCAAAGCUGACGGUUUCGUAUUUGGAUUCCCCACUAGAUUUGGAAUGAUGGCUGCUCAAUUUAAGGCCUUCCUCGAUUCAACCGGAGGGCUGUGGAGGACUCAGGCGCUGGCAGGCAAGCCUGCUGGCAUCUUUUACAGCACCGGUUCUCAAGGAGGUGGACAAGAGACUACACCGUUAACAGCCAUUACUCAGCUGGUUCAUCAUGGUAUGAUUUUUGUCCCCAUUGGCUACACAUUUGGGGCUGGCAUGUUUGAGAUGGAGCAGGUUAAGGGUGGCAGCCCUUAUGGCGCUGGGACCUUUGCCGGAGACGGCUCCAGACAACCUACAGAUCUGGAACUCGGUCAAGCUUUCCACCAAGGGAAGUACAUUGCUGCUGUCGCAAAGAAGCUGAAAGCAGCUGCCUAAGUUGCAAAACCAUUACUAGUUCUUCGUCCAAAAUCUCUGUUUUGAUUUAAGAUAUGUGUUUGUGUUGAUCAAAUAAAUGUCGUGGUUAAAGGAAUACGUUUGAUUCUCAUAUAAUAGAUUCGCUACCAGUGAUCUUGUUUCUUGACAUUUUGUUGUUCAAUAUCUUCUUACUUUAAUACAUUUUGUUUAAUCGCUUCCGA